AUGACCAUCCUCCCCGGCGCAUUCCCCGAAACGGUGACGGAACCCGUGCGGGAGCUCCUCGAGGAGUUCUACCGCCUUUCCAACGCCGCUUCGUCUCAUACCCCACAUGAUAAGGACGAACAAAGAUUCGUCUCCCUCUUCACCCCCGACGGCGUCUACGAGUUCGCCGGCAAGAAGCAGGUCGGACACGAUGCCAUUCUUGCGUUCCGUGAGCAGCUCUUCGCCAACGUCGAACACCGCGACCACCCGCUGGUGAAGGUCUAUACUUUCGGCGCCAACGACCUCGAGCUCCUGGCGCUCGGCCAGGUCGUUUACCAGGAGCCGGGGGAAGAACCGCACCUAGAGGAGUGGGCGGGUCGGUAUAGUAUUGUGCCUGGUCCUGCGGGGAAGCUGCUGUUUACGCAUGUGCAGAUUAUUUUGAACCCGCACCACCCCAACGAGAAAUAG
Molecule: messenger RNA, 447 nt
Organism: Dichotomopilus funicola
Lineage: Eukaryota; Fungi; Ascomycota; Sordariomycetes; Sordariales; Chaetomiaceae
Exons: 3
Coding region: 1-447 (148 amino acids)
Source: RefSeq, a predicted model, not a curated record